This is a messenger RNA of Paramuricea clavata, 5144 nucleotides long. NCBI's taxonomy places the organism in Eukaryota, Metazoa, Cnidaria, Anthozoa, Malacalcyonacea, Plexauridae. The record is from the annotation of a GenBank genome assembly.
AUGGCAAAAAAUCACGAAAAAGCGUAUGAUUUCGCAAAAUUUCAACGCUGUUUUUUAAUAAAACAUACAGACGAUGGUAGCGAAGAGGAGGAAGGCAUUGCUUUUACGAUAAAAGUUAAAAACAAGUGCCUUAAAAGCUGGUAUGACUUUACUACGAAGAAAGGUCCCGAAGGCAAAUUAAAGUUAGUUGAUAUUAUCAAUCGUUUCUUGGCGGAACAGCAUGUAACCCCCCUAAAGGAAAACUGUGUCAGGAUUGAAGAGCAUCCCAGAGCUUUGUCUUCCAUGGCAAAAAGUAAGUUGUUUGCGAAACGUGGGCGACAGUAUACAUCUUGCUCAAACCUUUUCAGGCGCAUUAUUGUCAUGAAGAGUGAAUUAAUUCAAAGCCAGGAUUUAAACGAGACCAGGAAAACAAUGGAGCAACUUCAUGCCCAAACGACACAAUUUUCUGAGCAAAAUAGGUGCAUAAAUGAACGAUGUGAGCAGUUAUCCGAAAGUUUGAAAACUCAUAAUGAUCAGAAAUGCAAAUCGGAAGAAGAGUUGGAAGAGCAAGUGAACAGAAAUGCAGAACUUGAGCAAAGUAACAAACAAUUACUUGAGCUGGUGACGAAGCUGGAGGAAUUACAUGGAAAGGAUUUAGAUAAGAGGAGGAAAACAUUUACAGAGGUUGGACAAAGACAGCAGCACCGGAUUAUGACGGAAUUAAAGACGAAAGCAGAGAGGUCUUUAUGGUUCGCUAAAGCAUUUGGUUUGGAUGUAUCCUCUAUCAAAUUUGAAGAUGAGGCCGGUUUGCACCAUGAAGUAAAAUAUAGCUCACCUAGAGAGGGCACUGAUAAAACAUUGAUAAAACAAUGCAAGGACGAUUUAAACAAAUUGGUUCACAUUUCCAGAACACCAGGGCAGGCUGAAGGAGCACAACUGGAUUUUGAAAGUGAAUUGGCAGAUGUAUUAAGAAACAAGGUGGGUUAAUUUAUCAAUGCAUAUGAACUAAGCUUUAAAAUUUAUUGAGUUUAUUGAAUCAUUUUGAUUUAUCUCUUGAAAUUUAAUUCUAGAUUCAAAAAGGUGAAAUCCAAGUGGAAAAUGGUGAGAAAGUCAGGGUGAAAUUUAGUGGGGAUGGAGCCAACAUGACUCGCAAGAUUUCAUUUGUUGUCAUUUCUUUUUCUGUUAUUGAUAGUGAUGAUGUAAUGUCAUCAAAAGGUUAGUACAAUUUUGUUACUACAAUUUCAUUCCAACAUUUGGUUCCAACCAGUUGUGCUACAUGUCCUGGUCAUUAUUUUGGUAAUAUAAAAUAUAAUAUCAUAGCUAUCUCGAAUUCCUUUGUUUCGCGAGGCACGAUUAAUGACUAAUUUACCUCAUUGCUAAAGCAUGAGGGACGAUUAGAAAUUAAUCACUCCACGGGACGAUUAGUUACUCAUCGUCCCUCAUCUUUAUCAUAACCUCUUAUAUUGAUGUUCAAUUAAAUACUUAACAGGCAUGAAAAAUCAACCGUAACCUCAUUAUCGAACAUCCCAAUAGUCAUUAGUAUCAAAAAGCAAGCACGCCUUUUCAUUUCAACUUAUUCAAUCGAAGGAAACCGUUUUAUUGUCUCGGUAGCUAUGAUAUUACAAAGUGAUAGCAUUGCAUUACGGUCGAUUAGUGAUGAAAUGUCCCUCAAAUUAGUGAUGAAAUGUCCCUCGGCUUUCGGGUACAUUUAAUCACUAAUCGCUCUGAAUGCCAUGCUAUAUUACUUAUAAUUAAUAUUGCACCUUUUAUUAAUUUAUAGGCAACCACACGGUUGCUGUUAUUAAAGGGCAAGAAAGUUAUGAGCUUCUGAAGUGCUCUUGCUCUGAGUUAUUCAAAUCAAUCAACAAAAUUACUAGAGGGGGAAAAAUUAAAGUAGACGAUCAGGAUGUAAUGGUGGAUAUGUUUCUUGGGGGUGAUUAUAAGGUAAUAAUUAAUUUUCAUACAUCUGUACAUUAAAUUUACAAAUUCAAAGAAUGGUAAUUUUGAUUAUUGAAUUUUCAGUUUCUAUUGGAAAUAUGCGGCAUGAAAGGGGCCACAUCUGACCAUUCUUGCGUUUGGUGCAAACUUCACAAAAAGCACAGGUAAUCUGUUAAAAAUGGCGCAGAUAAAACAUGCGGUUAGAAAUAUCUCUAUAUUCUUGAGUUUCAGUACGGCAUUUUGCAGUGAAUCUGACGGGGGGUCAACCUAAAAUGUGUUGAUGCUUAUGUUGUACUGGAGUGAGCAAAUGAUAGGAAAUUGCAUGUAUUUGCCACCAAACACAAGGCCAACACAUACAGUGAACAAUUAAUUCAUUCUGAUGACUAUGUCUCGAUUUAAAGUUGACCCCCCCCCCCCCGGUCAAAUUUAUGAAGUCAUAUGAAACCCAAGAAUAUGUUACUUCAGUUCUUCAACAAUUUAUGUUAACUUUUAUUACCUUAGACAUGACAUGACGAAACCUGAAAAUUAUUGUUGGGAAAUUCCUUUGGUGAGAUCCCUGGAAGAUAUUAUUGAAUGCGUUAGAAAACAAACGUACUCUUGUGUGCAUCCGCCUUUGUUGAACAUUGGACUGCGGAACAUUGUCCCUGAUGAAUUGCAGUUGAUGCUUCGAGUCACUGGUAAUAAUAAGUAAUAUUAAAUUAACUUAUCUGGAAACACUAUAUCUUUGGUAUUAGUAUGUUUCCACACAAUUUUCCAUUUGUCUUACUUUUCAUUUUCAAACUAAAUUGUUUAAUAAUCAGUGUGUAAACAAACCUCUGUGUGUAAACAAAGAGACCACAGGUUUAGGAUUAAAGUUAAUAUUUAUAUAACUUAUUUAAUAGAUAAUUGAUUUAUUCCGACACUGCAUAAACUGUGAAGAUGAGGUUUAAAUUAUAGUAACUGUACUACAUAAUUUAAAUUUAUAUUGGCACUUAUACAUAAUUUAAAUUUAUAUUGGCAGAUGUUUUGCUGAACAACUUGAUAUUAGGAGCACUGUCUUUAGAUGGAAAAGACAACCACAAUAAGCCUCCUAAUCAGAGAAUGACUGGGCAUAUAGAUGCUCUUUUAUGUGCAAUAAGAAGUUGUGGUGUGUCUUUCUCAAUAUGGGAGAAAAUGAAUGCUAAUGGUAGUGGGAGUGGAACAUAUGAUUUUACAAGUCUAAUGGGUCCAGAUAAGAGAUUACUUCUUGAAAAGCUUGCAAAAAAUUUGGAAAUCAAUCCAGAUGCUGUUAAUCAAAAUAUCCAACAUAGUGUUAUUGAACUAUGGAAUGUAAGUUUUUUUUAAUUAAUUAUAAUAACUUUUAAUACUGUAGCACUUCACACUGAAUAUUGUCAGACAAAUUGUAUUGUUUCCUGUUUAGCCAAUUAUCUGGAAUUUUAACAAGCCUUUUAGACUUGUUUCAUUAUAUUUUAUUUAGGACUUCAAUGAUCUUUGCCUCAUACUAACAUCAAAAAGCAUCGAUGCCGCUAAAGUUGAUGAAUACUUUCAGAAGGUAUGGUAUUAAAUAUUCUAAAUAAUAUGCCUGAUAUCAAACAAACCUUUACAAUUGAUAAGAUCCAGUGAUGUAAUUGUACAUUGUUUUAGUAAUUUGUAUUCAUCCUGCUAAUUUCUUUUAUCCUAAUGGCAGCAUUUUUUUUUCAUUUCAAAAACUGAUUUUUUAUAUAUACAGUAAAACAGCAGUCAAAAUGUUGUGUUGAUUUCCAUUGUGAAAUACUCAUGGAUUUUACUAUAUAUGUAAUAUAGUCGUUAAAAUUUGGUUUAUGGUACUUUAAAUAUGGUUAUAGUAAAAAACACUCCUAUUAAAUUUAAAUCUUUGAACACAGUGAUUUAAAUAUAAACAUUUGAUUUUAAAUUUAAAGAAUCAAUUUCUUUCAAUGCAACUCAAACAAACUAUGAGAAGGCAUGUAUAAAAUAAUUAAUUGCAGCAAUAAAAAAGGAGACCCCCCUCCAUAAAGUGUCUAAUAUUUUAUGAACCCCCCUUUUUCUGGCUGAAAAAUAUGUGACCCCCCUGUUUCCACCUCCCCACCCCCUCUGCUAAAUUAUGACCAGUCCCCUAAAUACGAAAUAAUUGUGUAUACGAAAUAAUUGUGUAUACGCAAUACGCAUAUUCACAGUUAAUAGUAUAUUAACUGUGGCAUAUUAUACAAUAUUAUAUACAGUAUACAGUCUCUUUUGGACAAUUAAAUAUUCAAACUGUACCGCACGCAACGAAAGAGUCUUUGUCUUUGACUUUACCACACGUUUGAUUACUGGCAGAGAGUUAUACCUCGACACAAUUUUUGAUCAUAGAAUCUCAGCGAUGCGAAAACGGUUUACAUAUAUUACAGUCUUUGAUGGGCUUUUCACAGUCGGGAGAGCAUGUUUAGAAUUUGCACACAGUGGGCGGGUCACAAGAUCUUGCUGUUUUAUAGCAAUUCCCUGUCUCUACACAAGGUAAAUCCGUAGGGUUUACGUAUCAGGAUACACUUCAACACUGACAACGUCACAACCAUAUCGUUCGCUCGAUUGGUCUAGAAGACGUUUUAAUACGGCGAAAAGCGUCCUUUCAUUGCCAAGCCUUGAUGCCCAAUGAAAUCUGAUCCAACUUCUCGCUUGACUAAUGUAACCCAACACUCAAUGAUAUAGAGGAAGUUGAGUCAUAAUAAAUACAAAAUCUUUCAGGAUUUCUGUUGCAAAUUUAAAUUUUAUCGUUCGAAACUGUAACACACAAGUUGUAAUUUUUCAAAAUGCAACAAGAGCACUCCUCUACCACCCCUCCCUAAGUACAAUUUCAGUUUAGCACCCAGAAUCUGGGAGCCAUGUGACCAGCUCCGACCAGGUUCUUUCCUUCCCCAAAGAAAGAGCCUGGGAACGAGGUUGUGUUACAGCAUCCUGUAGAUGUAAAUACAAUGCAGCCAUGGCCCCUGAGCCUCGUUUUUGUGUUUUAGCUUAUUUCCACAUUUAUGAAUAUGUGUUUUCAGAAUAGAUUCGAACGAAAACUGGAAUUACUCAAGCUGCUUUCCAAUGUCCAUGGCAUAACAAGUUUGCUUCUAAAUGGGGAGUCAGUGAUGUUCAAGAAUAGUCAACAACUCAGUAGCAAAACUCAAGCAGAAUGCCUACAGAACUUUAUGUUUAUUGAAAAAACUGAAGAAAACUGUAAACAGAAAACAAACAAACCUUCAUUAGUAACAGUAUUGAUUGGUCAAUAA